Molecule: messenger RNA, 2856 nt
Organism: Bemisia tabaci
Lineage: Eukaryota; Metazoa; Arthropoda; Insecta; Hemiptera; Aleyrodidae
Biological process (GO): DNA integration
Molecular function (GO): 5'-3' RNA helicase activity; RNA binding
Source: RefSeq, a predicted model, not a curated record
AAAUAGGGAGUGAAGUGUUACUUUUCCAUCCAGCGGUCAAACCUGGAGUAAUGAAAAAACUGUCCAUUCAAUACCGAGGUCCAUACAUAAUUACAAAGAAAAUAACAGACUCAAUUUAUGAAAUCAAUCAAGGUUCAGAACAACACCCAAAAUUAAAGAAAAUAAAGAUUGAUCGGUUGCGUCCAUAUCUCAAUCCAGAAAAAUUAAGAGCGAAUGUCUACUCAAUAUUAGCAUCAAAAAUAAUAAAACAACACAGGAGAGGCACGUGCGGGGUAAACAGAGUGAGGAAGAAGAGGAAAACACAAACUCAGCACAUAGCCAAGUUGUCAUCGGAGAAUAGGUCAGCGAGAACAUCAGUGUUAACAAUUGAGCCUCGACCGGGGAAAGUGUCAUUGGAUCAGUAUGUUAUUCCUCAAGUAAUUUCAGCUCUUGCUAACAAAGAACAAAUCCCCCCUCCCUCAGAGUCACAGAUGGAGGCAAAUUUGCAUGAGGAGUACAAGAAAAUCUUCCGAGAAUGUAAACCAAACGACAUCGCUUUAACACCAAAAAAUUACAAAAACAGAUUUGACUUAGCACUGUAUUUGGAAGAACUCCAAGCAGCCAAAAAUUUGAGAGGUUAUGCAUUGAGAGAUGUUCCGCUUUUGGAGACGACUGAAUACAUGGCAGUCCAGGUGCCAGGACUUAGAGAAGAAAAAUCAGUAUUAAAUAUAGGAGAUAAAGUUAGAGUUACGUUAACAAAAUUCCCGGACCAGGCUUACUAUGGAGUGGUAAAACAAAUUAGAAAUGAAACAACAGAGAUUGAUUUACCGGCUUCAUUCUUUUUCAAUUAUUCAGAUGGCGAUAGAGCGAGUGUCACGUUCAUGCUAAACCGCUAUCCCUUUAAAAGUGCUCAUAGAGCCUUACAGCAGUCGGAAAAUAUGGAUAGGGAGGCACUAUUUCCUUCAAAAAAUACACUAGUGCCCAAAAAUUUUAAUGACCCAAUAAAGUGGAUUAAUCCAAAAAUUGAAAAUAACCCAGAGCAGGCAACUGCAAUAAAGAGUAUAUUAAGAGUUUCGUCAGUUCAACCGUUGAUCAUUUUUGGCCCACCGGGGACGGCAAAAACUGCAACAAUAGUAGAGGCAAUCAAUCAACUAUAUGAUCGAGCCAAUGACACUAACACUAAAAUACUGGUUUGCGCUCCAUCAAAUUCAGUGGUAGAUAACAUUACAGUAUCAUUGCUAAAACAUAUUUCUGCCACACAGCUAUUGCGCCUUUACCCAGUCAACAGAAAAAUAACGUCAAUUCCUGAAGAAAUUUUGAAGGCACAAUGUUACAAUAAAAAUCUUAAAAAUGAGGUGGUAAAUUUUAAAGCACAUCAGCUGAGAAAACAUACAAUUCUCGCAACAACUCUGGUAGGAGCUGGAAAACUUGUGUCAGCGGGUUUGGGAACGAGCCCACAUUUUACACACAUCUUUGUGGAUGAAGCAUCUUUAGCAAUUGAACCAGAAAUUCUGAUUCCAUGGGCAGGGUUAGCAAAUGCUGGCAAAAAUCCGACUCGCAUAAUCCUAGCGGGGGACCCAUUUCAACUAUCUCCAGUUAUAAUGUCAAAUUGGGCGACAAACUUUGGGCUGGGAACCUCACUACUGGAAAGAUUAAUGAAAUUACAAAUUUAUUCUAGCAACAACGGAUAUCAUCCUAAUAAUGCGGUUAAAUUAAUUAGAAAUUACCGUUCGCAUAAGACCAUUAUUAAUUUACCAAACAAAUUAUUCUACGGCGGUGAGUUGAUUGCGGAAGGUCAAAGUAAAAUCAUAACGGCAGCAAUUGGUUCAAAUUGGUUGCCUAAUAAAAACCAUCCGGUGGUUUUUCAUAAUGUUACAGGUAAAGAAAAACAAGAUGAACUCAGUAAGAGCUACUAUAAUAUGGAUGAAACUGAUGUAAUUGUAUCUUAUUUACAUAAACUAUUAACAACGCCAGGGUUGAAAAAUAAGGUAAUAACACAAGAGAAUAUAGGGGUCAUUACGCCGUAUCGAGGUCAGAUACAUAAAAUCACACAAAAAUUAAUCGAAAAUAAUUGGUCAAAAAUUGUGGUUGGAACAGUGGAACAGUUCCAAGGAAUGGAGAAAUUGGUAGUCAUAAUAUCAACGGUACGAUCAAGAAGAGCAAAUGCUCAAAAAACCUCUUUAGGUUUUUUAAAGGACCCUAAACGCUUUAAUGUAAUGUUAACGAGAGCCAGGGCUUUAAACAUAAUAGUGGGUAACGCUAACCUACUGACAACCAAUGCAUGUUGGGCUCAAUUCAUAAAUCAAUGUAAACAAGAAAACGCGUGGCAAGGAGAAAAAUAUUAAAUUACGUGAUAACAAUAGUGAGGACCGCAAUAACCAGAGAAGUAAGUUAUUUUUAUUAGGGUCUUAAGUCAUUGCUCCUAAAAAACGUAUUUUUUAUUCAAGCUACUAAAUGAGGGUAGGUCGCACGCAUUUAAAGUUUUCAGUAAUACGCAUAAUGGUAUAAAUUGAACAAAGUUAAAUCUUUACCGCACUUCUGAAAGUCAUAACAAUUGUUUUUUUCCCUCUUCUUGCACUUUGAUUAAUCUCAGGUGCUUCUCAGGUACUUCUGUAAUCUUCCCGUAAAUCGAAGUACUUCAAAUUCAAUGAAAUUUGCAGUUGGAGCAGUCAUGUUUUAGGUGGCUUAACGCCGGUAGUUGGGCCAAAAUCAUAACGUGCCAAUUUAUGUAGUCUACAUUCUUAAUUGAAGGAGAAACUUAUCGAAGGCUGCAGUGGUGCAAACUCAAAAAAAAAAAAAAAAAAAAAUUUUUUUUCCUCCCUCUUCUUGCACUUGCUCUUCGAUUAAUCUCAGGUGCUUCUCAGGUGCUUCUGUAAU